Messenger RNA from Myxocyprinus asiaticus (Chinese sucker), 1616 nucleotides. Its product is annotated as four and a half LIM domains protein 1-like. The coding region runs from base 160 to 1002 and encodes 280 amino acids. Gene Ontology annotation, biological process: muscle organ development. Gene Ontology annotation, molecular function: transmembrane transporter binding. The record is from RefSeq and is a predicted model, not a curated record. The transcript is spliced from 6 exons. Lineage: Eukaryota; Metazoa; Chordata; Actinopteri; Cypriniformes; Catostomidae.
CUUUCGCCAUAGUAGGAGUGAUAAUUUCUCGUUCUGGAAAGAAGAAACUGCCCACCGCUGCAGAAACCAAGUCCAAAGCAGAUUGAAUCUGCUGGGGCGUCAGUGGACAGAAGCACCGUGUCCCCCACAAAGAGUUUCUAACAGUUUAAUUGGGUAACUAUGGCAGACCGUUCCAACUGUUUUUACUGCCGAGAGGACCUCGGAGGAAAGAAGUUUGUGAGGAAGGAUGAGAAGCAAGUCUGCGUGCGAUGCUUCGACAAGUUCUGCGCCAACACCUGCACAGACUGUCGACGCCCAAUCAGCACUGACUCUAAGGAGCUUCACCAUAAGGGGCGGUACUGGCAUUCGGAUUGUUUCCGAUGUGCCAAGUGCUAUAAGAACCUGGCUAAGGAGUCCUUCAGCACCAAGGAUGACAGGAUCCUGUGUGAAAAGUGUAGCUCACGUGAGGACGCCCCUCGCUGCCAUGGCUGCUACAAGCCCAUACUGGCAGGGACUGAGAAUGUGGAAUACAAAGGCAACUCUUGGCAUGAUGAGUGUUUCACCUGCUAUCAGUGUAAAAAGCCAAUCGGCUCCAAAAGUUUCCUUUCAAAGAAUGACAACAUCUACUGCAGCCCUUGCCACGAGAAGAAAUUUGCCAAGCAGUGUGCUUGCUGCAAAAAGCCCAUUACCACAGGAGGUGUGAAUUACCAGGACCAGCCGUGGCACUCUGAGUGCUUUGUGUGUUCCUCCUGCCGAAAGCCUCUGGCUGGCACCCAGUUCACCUCCCACGAGGAAAAUGUCUUUUGUGUGGACUGCUACAAAAGUACUGUGGCCAAAAAAUGCACCGGCUGCCAUGACCCCAUAACAGGAUUUGGCAAGGCUAUGAACGUAGUGAACUAUGAGGGUGGCUCUUGGCAUGAGUACUGUUUUAACUGUAAGAAGUGUUCCCUCAACCUGGCAAACAAGCGUUUUGUAUCUCACAAUGGAGACAUUUACUGCUCUGACUGCUCCAAGAAACUGUAAGGCAGAUGAGUGAGAUUACUUUAGAAAAAUAUCAACAUUAAUUCAAAUUUAUACUAAAAUCCCACAUAAAUAUCUUGAAGUAUUGACUAAGGCUUCUGUUAUGAUGGUUCUGGCUUCUUUACGAGGGGAGUUUGAUAUUUCCUGUUAAGAAUGUUAAGUUUGCUUCGAGGCUUUGAAGGGAAAACUUUAUCCUCUCUCUUUCCAAAGGAAAGAUUGGAAGAUAGAUAGGUGAGGAAGAUGGAAUCAUAAAGUGAAGUCUGUUCUUUGGAAUUUCCUGGUGUUGUUGUUUCAGAGAUAUUACUGGUGCAUCUGUGUUUCAAAAUUUCAUUGUGUCUUUUUGCUGAUGAGUUUUAAACCUGUAACAGCUUGUAAUCAUGGCAGCUGUACAUUUUCAAUAACCUGCUACUAAUUUUACAUCUUGCAUCAUAUUUGUGUUAUAUGAUUUGGUAUGAAAAACAUAUGCUGAAAAAAAAACCUGAUUCUGUUAUCUAAAAUGUGAUUUUGUUUGUCCUCUUUAGUAAAUCACACAUGCUUACAUUCAUGUUAAAACUGUCGUUUUAGUUACCUUUGUAUGAUUUAAAAGAAAGAAUGCAAUAAAUAAAACAUUCUGAGAA